AUGACUGUUCGCGAGUGGUUCGCGGGCCAGGAGAUCCUCUUGACAGGAGUGACAAGUGAUAUAGGAAACGCGGUGCUUGAAAAGCUGCUGAGAUCUUGUCCGGGUGUCAAAACCAUCCACGUGGUUCUAAGGUCGAAAAAUCUUCGGACUAACAAGGACCGGAUAAAAGAUUUGCUCUCCUCACGCGGGUUUGAAAGAGUGAAACAAGAAUGUCCGGAAGCGAUGUCACGACUUCAAAUCUUCGAAGGAAACUUGAUGUACGAAAAUUUGGGCCUGACUGUGGAGCACGUGGCGCUCCUCCAGGGUUUGAACGUCGUGAUCCACGCGGGUGGUCCGCAUGACGAGCUUCUCGAGUUCUGCCGCAAUUUGCCCGCCCUGAGAUCGGCCGCCAUUGCAAUGAGCGUCUUCGGGAAGAAAGGUCGGAUCACCGAGUCAGUCCUGGAGUCAAAACUCCCGGGAAUCCCACUGGCCAUGGUUCGAUUGCCGGCCAUCGGACCGGCGGUGAAGGAACCGAUUCCUGGUUACACGAAUGUCCUGAAGGGGGCGACGGCGCUCAUGAUCGGCGCUGGAUACGCUCUUGGGAAUCCCGAUUCACCCGCAGCGAUACUUCCGGUCGACAUUGCCGCCAACGCCCUCAUCGCCUCGGCAUGGGACAAAGGGACGAGAAGCCACGAGCAAAUGGUGACUUUCUACAACCCUCCAGCCCUCGGUUGCACCUGGGAAAAGCUGAUCGAGAACGGUUACAGGGCGAGCAAGCAGUUCCCUUUUCCGUCCUUCGGUAUUCGAGGGAUGACGUCAAAACCGCGGGUGCAUUUCCUCGUCGUCCUCCUCCUCGAAUGGCUCCCCUCGUUCCUCUGCGACUCGUUUUUGUUUGCAAUCGGCGGUAAACCGAGAAUGGUUAGAGAAUAUCAGUACGUACGUUCAGUGCUGGAGACAAUGGAGCCAGUCCUGUCAAAGUCUUGGACUUGCGAUCAUAGAGCCAUCAAAGCUCUCAAGGAUCGAAUGACAGCGACAGAUCAAGAGGAUUUUUACGUCCAGACAGAAAUCGAUCUGGAAUCGUACGUCUUGUGCUCAGGCGCGAUGGCGAAGAAGCUCUGCAUGAACGAGGCUAACCUGAGAUUGAUAAGAAAUUUCAAGAUAAUCGCGAUGCUGGGAUUCCUUGCAGUGUUCUAUUUCCUACUGUUCCUCUGACAAUAAUUUGUCAAUGUUGAUGCCACGGUCAGAUGAAAGCUUCAAUUCAAAGCCAGUGGCUGCAUGACGUCACUUGAAACAGUCUUUGGCUCGUUUUUGAAAAAAGUUUU
Diprion similis is the source of this 1301-nucleotide messenger RNA. RefSeq names its product putative fatty acyl-CoA reductase CG5065. Gene Ontology annotation, molecular function: alcohol-forming very long-chain fatty acyl-CoA reductase (NADP+) activity. Gene Ontology annotation, cellular component: peroxisome. Lineage: Eukaryota; Metazoa; Arthropoda; Insecta; Hymenoptera; Diprionidae. Bases 1 to 1191 code for a protein of 396 amino acids. The transcript has 4 exons. Gene Ontology annotation, biological process: long-chain fatty-acyl-CoA metabolic process. The record is from RefSeq and is a predicted model, not a curated record.